Messenger RNA from Ipomoea triloba (trilobed morning glory), 2050 nucleotides. Its product is annotated as (3S,6E)-nerolidol synthase 1-like. The transcript is spliced from 7 exons. Lineage: Eukaryota; Viridiplantae; Streptophyta; Magnoliopsida; Solanales; Convolvulaceae. The coding region runs from base 174 to 1874 and encodes 566 amino acids. The record is from RefSeq and is a predicted model, not a curated record. Gene Ontology annotation, molecular function: terpene synthase activity; magnesium ion binding.
CUCUACCUGCAUCAUCACUUCAUACAUUCAUCAUACAGCCCUGCUUGGCUUGGCAAAGCAUUGUCUUAAAGCCUUCCAGAUUUUACUAGAAAAGCUUUUUUUAAUCGACUUUUCAAGUAAAAUUACAGUUAAUCGAAAAGUGUGUUAAGCGGGAAGAAGUCUUGAAAAGAUAAAUGAGAAUUAUAAUCCUUAACACCAUGUCUUCAAAUGUAUCCAUACCAUGCUUCUCUAUAGGCACCGCUCUUCAUUGUCGUCGCCGCACGCCAGUGGUUUUCCGAUGCCAAUCAGUGAACUCCAGUUCCUUAAGAUCGGAAAAUAUGACGGCAACACUCUCCAAGGAUGAGUUUCUACUCAAAAGUAAAGGGAAAAGGGAGGAAUGGCAGAGGGGAUUACUAUACCAAUUCCAAGAAGAUGAUAUGCAAGUGCUAAAUGUGAUAGAUGCCAUACAGCACCUGGGCAUCGACCACCAUUUCCAUGACCAAAUCGGAGCCAUUUUGCAGCGACAACAUCAAAAACUUAAAAUUGAUUUUCAAAAAAUUAAUGAUCUUUAUGAUAUUUCUCUUCGCUUCAGAUUACUUAGACAAGGAGGUUAUCAUGUCUCAUCAGAUGUUUUCACCAAGUUCACUAGCGAAAAAGGACAAUUUAAGGAGGAGCUAAGCAAAGAUAUAAGAGGGUUGAUGGCUUUGCAUGAAGCAUCCCAUUUAUCAAUAGAAGGAGAAGAUGUUCUUGAUGAAGCUGCAAAAUUUAGCCGUGAGUCUCUAAUAGCAAGCAUGGUAAAUCUUGAUGAAUGCCAAGCCAGCAUGGUUAAAAACACAUUGCAAUAUCCGUAUCAUAAGAGUUUGGCCAGGUUCACAGCCAAAACCUUUAUUGAAAACAUGAGAAUUGAAAAUGAAUGGGAAGCUACCCUGGUGAAUUUGGCAACAAUGGAUUAUAGCAUAACCCAAUCAUUUUAUCAAGAGGAAUUUCGUCAAAUUCUCAGAUGGUGGAAAGGUCUUGGAUUGAAAGAUGAAUUGGCUAAAAAUCAACAGCUAAAAUGGUACAUAUGGACAUUGGCACUCAUCUCUGAUGCUUCCAUGUCAAGAGAAAGGAUAGAGUUAACCAAGCCAAUCGCCCUUGUAUACCUUAUUGAUGAUAUUAUUGAUGUUUAUGCCACAUUUGAUCAAACCAAACAAUUUGUUGAUGCCAUCAACAGAUGGGAUUUAUCUGUGGGAGAAGGACUACCGGAUUAUAUGAAGAGGUGUUUGGUUGUACUUUUUGAUACAACUAAUGAUAUCAACAACCUUGUUUUCGACAAAUAUGGCUGGAGUCCAAUUGAUCACCUUAAAAGAGCGUGGAAAUGUUUGUGCAGUGCUUACAUAACUGAAGCUAAGUGGUUUGCUACUGGAAAAUCACCGACGGCAAAUGAGUACUUGCAGACUGGGAUUAUAACUACAGGAGUUCCCAUGGUUCUCAUUACCUGUUUCUUCCUAUUAGGCCACGGUGCAUUUGUUGGAACUAUAGAUAUUGAAGACAUGAUAACUUCGGUAGGAGCAAUUUUACGCCUAUUAGAUGACCUUGACGCCACUCAGGGUGAGAAGCAAGAUGGAAAUGAUGCCUCAUAUGCAGAGUACUACGUAAAAGAACAUGAAGGUUUGUCAAUAAGUGAUGGAAAACAACGCAUUAUCAAUAUGGUUUCAGAACAAUGGAAGCUCAUAAACAAGCAGUGCCUUUCUCCAACUCCGAUUCCAGCAUCUUUUAGGAAAUCCUGCUUAAAUAUUGCAAGAAUGGUGCCGAUGAUGUACAACUAUAGUGAUACUCACUGUUUACCCAUUCUCCAGAAACAAAUCAUGUCCAUGUUUUCUACCAUCAAUGGCGAAUCUAUUCGGCUACGGUAGCUGGCUUGGGAAUUGAAACCGCUGAGAUGCAUGAGUUAUAAGAUUAUGCAAACUAUGAUGUACAGUAAAGAACUUGUUCGAUAUGCAUGGUUUAUAGUAAUAAUUUAUUUGUAGUUUCCUUAUCGAUCAAUGGUUGAUUUGAAGUCAGAUAAUAAAGGACAAUAUAUUGGGCCUUG